GUAUAUUUACUAUUUUACCACAGCGUCAUUAAAGCACGUGAAAACUGUUUAUUAAAUUCGCAUUUUAACCUAACUCAGGAAGACGGUAAAUAUAAUAUCCUUCCUAAAAGCAUACUUUUAUUGAGAGAUUAAAUAUAGGUUGCCAUUACAAAUUCAGUUUUCGGUUAUUAAUAAAAAAAGUUAUUCAUUCGAACAAGAAGUAUGUCUUAUAAGGUUCAAAUUACUUUAAUCAGUAUUAAUUACUUAUUAUUGUCCCAUCUUCAAAAAACACCAAUUAAGUUAAACUAAUUGUGAUAUGAAAUUGGUGGAUAAUGACUAAGAGUAUUAGUGUAUAUACCAUCAUACAAUUAUGCAAUAUGCGUCCUGGAAGAAAUUAUUAAUCUUACCUUAUUGAGAAAAAUAGAAUGAAAUGGAUAUGUUCUUGAAAGUCUUCAUUUAGUCACGCAUGUGUAUAAAGAAUAAAUAAUGAGAAGAGGACUUGAGAGAUCCGAUAUCAAAAAUAUACAUUGUCAAGAUAACAAUUCUUAUCUAUAAUAUUUUCCAGAAAUGGGAAAAGUUAAGAAGACUAAAGACGAAGUUGAGGAAGCAGAUGACGGAGCAAACAAAGGAGAUCAAUUCAAAGAAUUACUGGAGAGAGUUAAUGCUAUUGCGAACCCUAUAGCAUCUAGAAAGCUUUCAAAAAGAAUACUCAAGAUAGUUAUUCUAGCUGGUGACGUGACGCCCAUCGACGUUAUCAGCCACUUUCCAGUUUUGUGCGAAGAAUCUGAAAUUCCAUAUUGCUACGUACCAUCUAAGGAGCACUUUGGACAAGCAGUAAAUUCGAAGAAAUGGGUACUGACCGCGAUGAUUACGAAAAAUAACGACUACGAAGAUUUGUAUAACCAGGUCUAUGAAGAAGUUGAUGCUUUACCUCUACCGAUUCAAUAG
This is a messenger RNA of Dimorphilus gyrociliatus, 927 nucleotides long. NCBI's taxonomy places the organism in Eukaryota, Metazoa, Annelida, Polychaeta, Dinophilidae. The record is from the annotation of a GenBank genome assembly.